Cyprinodon tularosa is the source of this 1725-nucleotide messenger RNA. It is a transcript of the gene sgcd, whose product is annotated as sarcoglycan, delta (dystrophin-associated glycoprotein). The record is from RefSeq and is a predicted model, not a curated record. The coding region runs from base 797 to 1675 and encodes 292 amino acids. The transcript is spliced from 10 exons. Gene Ontology annotation, biological process: cardiac muscle tissue development; heart contraction. NCBI's taxonomy places the organism in Eukaryota, Metazoa, Chordata, Actinopteri, Cyprinodontiformes, Cyprinodontidae. Gene Ontology annotation, cellular component: sarcolemma; sarcoglycan complex.
GUGCUCACAGCCUCCUGCCUGUUCACUGCCUCUCCGCUCUCCUUACAUACACACUCAUGCAUUCACACACUCUCUCCUCUCUCAGUCUCGUCACUCUCGGUCCUGUGCGGACUUGAGCUCCGGGAGUGAAAGAAGAUGAUGCUGUCACUGAUACCCUUCUUUUCUAUUUAGGAGAAGGGAAAACUAGUCUGUUAAAGAUGUUGAUGCAACAGCACCUCAUUCCUUCUGCCUGCUUCCUGCCAAGCUCCAGCUCAUUUUAGGAGGAUUUAAGCAAUAGAGAGGUUUGCAGUUUUGAUGCACCGGAUCUUCUUCCUUCCCUUUCCAUCGUACCACAUCAAAGGAUGGUCAGAUCCCUGCAGGAUCAGGAAUAUCACUUCUGGAACUGUCACUUGGCUUACUGGCCCGAAAUCAUUGCAGUCUGAGGUGGCCCUGAAGGGAAGCAGGAGCAUGUCAGAGGCACCUGUGAAGCUGAAGAAAAUUAGCCGAAUGCUUCCCAUUUUGCACGACUAAAGACUUUGAUCCUGAUUGAGAUUAUCUUGGAACAAAUUACUUGGACCCUUUGAUUGGUUUUCUGGAGGAAUUCCUGGAGGACUAAACCAGCUCUAUGGUUUUCUAACUUAGCCAAAUCUUUGGUUUCUUGGAUCUGACCAAGAGAGGCUGGUAUCUUUGAAGAUAUCAUCCGGCACUGGCAAUGACAUCAAGGAGGGGAUGAUUUUGGUUUGGAUCCACUAAGCACCCAAAGGUGAUUAGAAAAAUCCCAAGGACACUGUCAGGUAUUCCAAAUCAGCACACUGAGAUGACCCAGGAACAGUGCUCUCAUAGGAACAAUGUCCAGAGUUCAGAGAAACCACAAGUGUACAAAGUGGGAAUAUACGGCUGGAGGAAACGCUGCCUUUACUUCUUCGUCCUGCUAUUAAUGAUCCUGAUCCUGAUCAACUUGGCUCUAACCAUCUGGAUCCUCAAAGUCAUGAACUUCACCAUUGAUGGAAUGGGCAACCUGAGAAUAACAGAAAAGGGCCUAAAACUAGAGGGAGACUCCGAGUUCCUCCAACCGCUCUAUGCCAAAGAAAUCCGGUCCAGUCCAGGCCGAUCGCUGUUCCUACAGUCAUCCAGAAACGUCUCGGUCAAUAUCGUGAACAGCAACAACCAGCUGCUCACGCAGCUCGUCACAGGAUCCAGCGGAUUUAAAGCACGGGGGAAGAUGUUUGAAGUGAAAUCCACCUCCGGGAAGCUGCUCUUCUCGGCGGACGAGCAGGAGGUGGUGGUGGGUGCAGAAAGGCUCCGAGUGAUGGGGGCUGAAGGAGCAGUGUUCAGCAAAUCCGUGGAAACACCACACGUCAGGGCCGAGCCGUUCAAGGAGCUACGAUUGGAGUCUCCCACUCGCUCUUUACUGAUGGAGGCACCGAAAGGAAUCCAGAUCCUGGCUGAGGCUGGAGACAUCCAAGCCAUCUGCAGAAACGAGCUACGGCUGGAGUCCAAAGAUGGAGAGAUUGCUCUGGAUGCUCAGAGGAUCCGUCUGAUGAGGCUACCAGAGGGAAAAGCCUCCACCAGUUCCUCGUCCUCUGGAACUAGGCAGACAGUCUAUGAAGUUUGUGUUUGUCCUAAUGGGAGACUUUUCCUGUCCCUGGCUGGCGCCGGAUCCACCUGUCAGAUCAGCAACAAUGUCUGCCUCUAGAACUGCUACUCUAGGAUUUUGUAUAACUAUAAAUAAGAUAUUGGGGGGGG